Messenger RNA from Armigeres subalbatus, 816 nucleotides. RefSeq lists its product as uncharacterized. Bases 283 to 618 code for a protein of 111 amino acids. The record is from RefSeq and is a predicted model, not a curated record. The transcript has 3 exons. NCBI's taxonomy places the organism in Eukaryota, Metazoa, Arthropoda, Insecta, Diptera, Culicidae.
CAUGCAUGCAUCAGAUAGUUUCUGGCGGUGGUACGCCAUGUUUGUUUUCGAGCUCUUUGAGCAAAAGGUUUUUUUUGGUUUUUUUGCUGUCGAAUAUAAAUCAUGAAUCGUCGAAUACAUCAACCGUUUCAAUUCCGUCUCCAUGCAACUCGGCGCCGAUGAGUUCGACAUCCAUUCCGGCUCGUUUACCAACGGCCCGUUCAACAAUGCCAACUACAUCUACGCCCGAGUCUACGCCAUCACGCAGUUUAUCGCCACUCGCUCUCAGUGUUCGUCCUCAAAAUGUACGGACUGGACCAAGCGGAAUCACUUCCUCCAGAGCUACAUAAUGCAGGGAGCCGGCGAACCUUUCGCCAAUCCAAUUUUGUUGUGCUGACCGAAGUGCUCAGCCUGAUAAUGGAUCUGGCCGUGGACAAGGAUCUCAAUGUGUUCAAGCUGGACAGCUUGAAGGAGGUCGCGCUUCAGCUGGUGAAAAUAGCCGAAACACUGGCGAUUCGAUGUUUCCAAAUUGUAGCCGGUUCUUUCGCAGGGAUUGAGCAAAUCGUGCUGCUGGAAACGGUCCUGGAGAUUAUAUCCGGACCGAUGCCGAGGUUGCGAGCGCUCCAAGGAGAAUGUUGAUGCAUCGCCGUUCUGAAACCCCUCCACGACAAUUUCUCCUUGCCGUGGUCUGAGGAAGAAAUUGCCACUCGAUGGUGAGCACAUCCGUGGGCUAAUAGAAUCCUUCAAAUUCGUUUCGGCGUGAUUAUUUGGAAUCUACUAUUUAUCCAUUUAUUGGCAGCGUCGAUAACUUUGCCGUUUCGCGACUGGGAAGUAACA